Molecule: messenger RNA, 168 nt
Organism: Bipolaris victoriae FI3
Lineage: Eukaryota; Fungi; Ascomycota; Dothideomycetes; Pleosporales; Pleosporaceae
Exons: 1
Coding region: 1-168 (55 amino acids)
Source: RefSeq, a predicted model, not a curated record
AUGCCCUCUGUUUGUCACGCAGGACCCCUGGGAGGUGGUAUCGUCCCCGCCUUGGCCAAUGUUCAUGUUGCCCCGUGCAUUCAUUCUGCCACCCAAAAUGAUAUCACACCUGACCCCGCCGACUUUCUUUGGGUAUAUAAGUUAUUAAAUCCUCGAUACUUUCAUUAA